This is a messenger RNA of Archocentrus centrarchus (flier cichlid), 2477 nucleotides long. It is a transcript of the gene angptl3, whose product is annotated as angiopoietin-like 3. Gene Ontology annotation, biological process: phospholipid homeostasis; phospholipid catabolic process; cholesterol homeostasis. The transcript has 7 exons. The record is from RefSeq and is a predicted model, not a curated record. Lineage: Eukaryota; Metazoa; Chordata; Actinopteri; Cichliformes; Cichlidae. Bases 81 to 1505 code for a protein of 474 amino acids.
CUAGGAAGUCUAGCUGAGCAGCAGAGGUAGAGAGAAGAGCAUAGAGGCAAACACGCGUAAAGCUGAAGCAGUGAAAAAUCAUGAUAAAGCUAUUUUGCCUGUUGCUGGCUCUGGCCAGUUCAACUGUUGCUUUCCCCUUGGAAGCCUCAGGUAGACAAGAGCAUCCGACCCAGCCUUCCCAGGCCUUCACUACAGCGAUGACCCAACCUGAGACCAGGUCUCGCUUUGCCAUGCUGGACGAUGUUCGCCUACUUGCAAACGGCCUCCUUCAGUUAGGCCAGAGUUUACGGGAGUUCGUCCAUAAGACCAAGGCACAGAUCAACGACAUCUUCCAAAAACUCAAUAUUUUUGACCGCUCUUUUUACCAGCUCUCAGUUGUCACAUCAGAGAUUAAGGAAGAAGAGGAAGAGUUGAAGAAGACCACCAACUUCUUGAAGGCCAACAAUGAGGAAAUCAAGAAUUUGUCAUUGGAAAUCAACUCUAAGAUCAACAACAUCCUGCAGGAGCGGACACAACUGCAGAGCAAGGUGGGGAGCCUUGAAGAGAGGCUGAAGGGCUUGUCGCAGACCAUGACCCCUGCCGAUCAGCUCGGUGAAAUCACAUCUCUCAAGGAAGUGAUUGAAGCUCAAGAUAAAACAAUCACCAAUCUUCUGAAAGCUGUCAAGGAGCAGCAUGAUCAGCUUGACUACCAGAAAAUCAAGAUUAAAAACCUGGAGGAAAAGCUCAGCUAUGAGAGUUUUCAAGAUACAGCUAAUAAACCAAUGGACUCUGACCAUGCAGCUCCUGAUAUGUUUGAAUAUCUGACAGUAAAUUCAACUGGCCUGGACACAAAUGAUUUUCCCACGGACUGCACUGAUCUGUUUAACAAAGGAGAAGCAAAUAGUGGCAUCUAUGUUGUCAAGCCAAACCAAUCAGAGCCAUUCAACGUUUUCUGUGAAAUGAGUUCAGAAGGGGGAUCAACAGUCAUCCAGCGCAGGGUUGAUGGGUCUGUGGAUUUUGAUCAGACGUGGGAAAAAUUUGAAAAGGGUUUUGGAGAUCUGGAAAAGGACUUCUGGCUGGGUCUAGAAAAGAUUCACAGCCUUACACAGGAGGGCGUUUACAUCCUCCGUGUUGAUUUGGAGGACUGGAAGGAGGAAAAACACUGGGCUGAGUACCGCUUCUCACUGGAAGGUCCCUCCAAGGACUAUAUUCUUCAUGUCAGCCAUUUCUCGGGUGACCUGCCUGAUACCAUGGCCAACACCAAUGGCAUGAGAUUCGCCACAAAAGACAGAAAUACAGACAACCACCAAAACUCCAACUGUGCGCGCAAUACCACAGCAGGUGGCUGGUGGCUCAAUGCCUGUGGUGAAAACAACCUUAAUGGUAGGUACGUGUGGCUGAGACCAAAGGGGCGCUCGAUGAGGAGGAAGGGUAUUCAAUGGAGGCAUGGCACAGGUUCUUCGUACUCACUCAAGACGACCAAAAUCUCCAUACGACAAGCUUCAACUGCCGAUAGCUCCAACUAAGCCUCACUUUCCACAUGUUCUAGAACAAUACUACUGGCUUUUUUUUCCCCCCAAAUACACCGAUAUCCAAAAAAUUCAAUAGAACGAGGAAGUGACAUAACACAGGCUUUACAUAUGCUAAUUCUUUACUCACCCACAACAUUAAGCUGAUUGCUCCCUAACAGCAUUCUGUCAAAGGCUAGUGCUGACCAUCAGAUAGCGGACCAAAAAAAUGUCAGAAGUCAGCAACUGCUGAGCUGUUGCAACGAAACAACCAUGGCACAUAGGUUGUUAACCUACUGUGUCUGAUCCAACAAGGACAGUAGAAGUGUCAUUAUGCAACAUCUGCUACUGCUUGCAAAAUAGACAACCUAAUUCAGGAUUGGCUGGAAAGUAACAUACUGCAGUAGGACAGAAAAUGAAGUUUCUAAGAAGCCACUUUUUAAGCCCAGAUUGCUUAAUAACCUUUAAGAUGAACUUAGACACAUUAAUGUCAACAGCAAAACAAGCUAUUUUGAAAUGUUUUAUCUUUGAAAAUGUACUGCAUGUUCCCAGAGGCUAAAGGGACAAAUAGCAACAGUUACAUAAAGCAUGCAAAUUAUGUAAGUCAAAGUUAAAGAGAUCAUCUCCUGCUUCUGAAAAAGUGCCCUACAAAUUGGGUACAACGUCACCAUUCAAAUUCAGUACAAAACAUGAAAGACAGAAAGCUUUUGCAGCGCACUGAUGAUUUAUUUCUUAGUCUUUUAUAUUUUUUUAUUCUGUAUUUAAACUGUGGUCAUGUUAUGAUAUGAUUUAUGCUGGUAUUGUUAGAAAAUGAUAAUUUCUGUGUAUUUCCCACAUUACUGAGUCAUAUUGACUUUUGUUCAUCAUUUCAACAUAACCACCUGUACUGUAAAUGUGCCUCAUACUAACACAUCACUGUGAAAAGUAGCUUUGUGUGCUAAAAAAAAAUCAUAUUUAUGAAGACAAAAAUAAAUAUACCUGUAUAAAUAA